This is a messenger RNA of Empidonax traillii (willow flycatcher), 3284 nucleotides long. RefSeq names its product unc-5 netrin receptor B (gene UNC5B). Gene Ontology annotation, biological process: netrin-activated signaling pathway; anterior/posterior axon guidance. Gene Ontology annotation, molecular function: netrin receptor activity; protein binding. Gene Ontology annotation, cellular component: membrane. The record is from RefSeq and is a predicted model, not a curated record. Bases 1 to 2805 code for a protein of 934 amino acids. The transcript has 17 exons. Lineage: Eukaryota; Metazoa; Chordata; Aves; Passeriformes; Tyrannidae.
AUGAUCACGGGGCACCUCCCCACCCUCUGGCUCCCCCCGGCAGGGCUGGAGUACAGCGACGUGCUGCCCGACUCCUUCCCCUCAGCGCCGGCAGAGACCCUUCCUCACUUCCUGCUGGAGCCACAGGACGCCUACAUCGUGAAGAACAAGCCCGUGGAGCUCGUGUGCCGCGCCAACCCUGCCACCCAGAUCUACUUCAAGUGCAACGGGGAGUGGGUCAACCAGAACGACCACGUCACCAAGGAGAGCCUGGACGAGGUCACCGGGAUGCUGGUGCGGGAGGUGCAGAUCGAGGUCUCCCGGCAGCAGGUGGAGGAGCUCUUUGGCUUGGAGGAUUACUGGUGCCAGUGCGUGGCCUGGAGCUCGGCGGGCACCACCAAGAGCCGCCGCGCCUACGUCCGCAUAGCCUACCUACGAAAGAACUUUGACCAGGAGCCGCUGGGCAAGGAGGUCCCGCUGGAACAGGAGGUCCUGCUGCAGUGCCGCCCACCCGAGGGGGUCCCACAGGCCGAGGUGGAGUGGCUGAGGAACGAGGACGUCAUCGACCCCUCCCAGGACACCAACUUCCUGAUCACCAUCGACCACAACCUCAUCAUCAAGCAGGCCCGGCUCCUGGACACCGCUAAUUACACCUGCAUGGCCAAGAACAUCGUGGCCAAGCGCCGGAGCACCACGGCCGCUGUCAUCGUCUACGUGAACGGUGGCUGGUCCACCUGGUCCGAGUGGUCUCCUUGCAACAACCGCUGUGGCCGGGGCUGGCAGAAGCGCACCCGGACCUGCACCAACCCCGCACCACUGAACGGCGGCUCCUUCUGCGACGGGCAGCCUUUCCAGAAAAUCACCUGCACCACCCUCUGCCCAGUGGACGGCGCGUGGACGGAGUGGAGCAAGUGGUCAGCGUGCAGCACCGAGUGCACGCACUGGCGCAGCCGCGAGUGCGCCGCCCCGGCCCCCCGCAACGGCGGCAAGGACUGCAGCGGGGGGCUCCUGGACUCCAAGAACUGCACCGACGGGCUCUGCCUGCAGAAUAAAAGAGUUCUAAGCGAACCCAAAAGCCACCUGCUGGAGGCCACAGGCGACGUGGCCCUGUACGCCGGGCUGGUGGUGGCCAUUUUCGUCUUCAUCGUGAUCCUCAUGGCCGUGGGGGUGGUGGUGUACCGGAGGAGAUGCCGGGAUUUCGACACGGACAUCACGGACUCGUCGGCCGCUCUCACCGGGGGAUUCCACCCUGUCAACUUCAAGACCUCCCGGCACGACAACCCCCAGCUGCUGCACCCCUCGAUGCAGCCGGACCUGACGGCCAGCGCGGGGCUGUACCGCGGCCCCAUGUACGCCCUGCAGGACUCCUCCGACAAGAUCCCCAUGACCAACUCACCCCUGCUGGACCCCCUGCCCAACCUCAAGAUCAAGGUGUACAACUCCUCCACCGCCUCCUCCUCCUCGCCGGGGCUGCACGACGGCACGGACCUGCUGGGGGGGGUCCCCGCCACCGGCACCUACCCGGGGGACACCGCCAGGGAGGGGCACUUCGGGAACGUGAGGAGCAAAGCCCUGGGCUCCCAGCACCUCCUGGGCUUGCCCCGGGAGCACGGCUACAGCGCCAGCGGCACGUUUGGCUACCUGGGGGGAAGGCUCACCGUGCCAGGCACUGGGGUGAGCCUGCUGGUGCCCCACGGGGCCAUCCCCCAGGGGAAGUUCUACGAGAUGUACCUGGUCCUCAACAAGGCGGAGAGUGCCCUCCUGCCCUCCGAGGGCACGCAGACGGUGCUGAGCCCGGCAGUGACCUGUGGACCCACCGGCUUGCUCCUGUGCCGCCCCGUCGUCCUGACCAUUCCCCACUGCGCCGACGUCGGCUCCUCGGAUUGGAUCUACCAGCUGAAAACACAGUCCCACCAGGGAAACUGGGAGGAAGUUGUGACCCUGGAUGAGGAGACCCUCAACACUCCCUGCUACUGCCAGCUGGAAGCCAAGUCCUGCCACAUCUUGCUAGACCAGCUGGGCACCUACGUCUUCGUGGGAGAGUCCUACUCCAGGUCAGCCAUCAAGAGGCUCCAGCUGGCCAUCUUUGCCCCCACGGUUUGCACCUCCCUGGAGUACAGCCUCAAGGUCUACUGCCUGGAGGACACGCCAGAUGCUCUGAAGGAGGUGCUGGAGCUGGAGAGGACACUGGGAGGGUACCUGCUGGAGGAGCCCAAGCCCCUGCCCUUCAAGGACAGCUACCACAACCUGCGUCUCUCCAUCCACGACAUCCCCCACGCCCUGUGGAGGAGCAAGCUGCUGGCCAAGUACCAGGAAAUCCCCUUCUAUCACAUCUGGAGCGGCAGCCAGCGAGCCCUGCACUGCACCUUCACCCUGGAGAGGUACAGCCAGGCCUCCACCGAGCUCACCUGCAAGAUCUGCGUCCGGCAGGUGGAAGGGGAAGGGCAGAUCUUCCAGCUGCACAUCACGCUGGGAGAGCACUCCAGCUCCUUCGACACCCUCCGCUCCCACCACAGCGGUGCCACCCCCACCACCCAGGUGGGACCCUACGCCUUCAAAAUCCCCCUCUCCAUCCGGCAGAAGAUCUGCAACAGCCUGGAUGCUCCCAGCUCCAGGGGAAACGACUGGAGACUUCUCGCCCAGAAGCUCUCCAUGGACCGGUACCUGAACUACUUCGCCACCAAAGCCAGCCCCACCGGGGUGCUCCUGGACUUAUGGGAAGCCGAGCACCAGGACGACGGUGACCUCAACACCCUGGCCAGUGCCUUAGAGGAGAUGGGCAAGAGCGAGAUGCUGGUGGUCAUGGCCACGGAGGGGGACUGCUGAUGAUGCUCCCACGGCUGGUGGACCAGGAGGACGAAACGGGGGGUGAGGAGUGGUCCUUCCCCGACAGCUGGGGGGGGGGACCACACGUCCAUCCUGAGCGAGGAAGGGCGGAGACCGUCGCUCCUGCUCCCUCCCCACGUCACUGUCAGCCUUAGAGACCCGUCCUCAGCGUUUACAAGCAAUCCAAGUGUUACGCAGCGUUCCUCUUCCUCCUCCUCAUGGCACGGGGAGGAAUUAGGGCUUCUUGAGUCGGGAUGGGGGCUUUCCUUUUCCUUCUUCUUUUGGGUUCCCCUCCUCCUCCUUUAAUAGCAUUUCUGCGUUGAAGAGACGAGUUCAAUCCAGGCAAAUGGCUUAACUCCUGUCAAAGGCUUCAGGCAGCUUAGCGAGGCAAAUAAGAAAGGAAAAAAAAAGGAAAAAAAAAAAAAGUUUCUUAGGAAACGCAAAUAAUUUAUUAUCCAGAUCUUUGGAUGUGUCCUUUU